GUACGGUCGCGAAUUAGGAACAUUCCCAAGCUGAUUAAAUACUCAAUAAACGUUAAGUUUUUGUGCUGUUAAUUUGUGAAUGAAGUGCUUGUACUUAACGGUGACAUUGCAAGGCAUUGCGGCUAACGGAGUGCUACGGUCAACUUGAGAGACCACUCGGCGAUGUUAGAUGACUGAGAUCCAAAGGCACAGAGGACAACACAACUGACGACUAAAUCAGCAAGGAUGCCUCGCCUCGAACAGGCACCGCCGGAAGAUUUUCGCCGCGUGUUGCGCGAAAAAGCCUUGAACCACAGUUUGUAUUAUUUGAAAUUGGGGGCAGGGGUGUCUCCGGAUGAUGCGCGGGAGGCGUCACAGCCGCCUUCGCAGCGCCGGAGUAGCGCCAGUGCGGCCGUGCGCGCGCCGCCGAUCGCGCGUAUCGCCCGUCACGUGCAGCCGCGCGUUAACGAGCUCCUGCGCCGAUUCGAACCCGCACAAAUGCAGUAUCUUCGGCCGCCACGUCCUUCUUCCCCAGAAGACAUCACAUCUUCAGACGACGACGACAGAGCUGCAGUGAGGAGACGCAGCCGUGACUUAAGCGACGACUCUGCCAUUGAGCUGGAACCGCGGCGCAGGCAUUCGCACCCUCGCGAAAUCACACCGCCUCCAGAUACAAUGUCGCCGAGGAGGGAGAGGACGUUAAUUGAGGCUCACGUGGUUGAUUUGGGGCGACGAGGCAGCGAGGGGUGCGAGACCAGGAGUCGAUGUGUAAGGACUCCAAGUGUUGUAGUCAGCGACUACUCGGACGGGGUGGCGGUUGGCGCUACUGAAGAGGAGGUGAACUGGCUGAGGUCGAGGUCACUGUCUGCAGACUCGGCGUGCUCUUCAUGCUCCACUCUCUCCAGCAGAGACGACGAGGAAUUCGAGUCUCCAACCUUGCCUAAGAAGAUGGUUAACGCUGAUUGAGGGUGACUCCUGAGCGACCUGCGCUGGCGUUGACGGCUGCUGGACCACUGUUGAAGAUACCUCGACUUCAACUAACGGCGUUUGCUUCAAAAUCCUUGUAAAUUCAACAAACUAUAUCCGAACUUGUAAAUUCUUAAUUUAAAAAGAUACUGUAUUAUUUUUGUUCGCUUUUUGAAUUUUCUCUCGCAAUCCAUAUUGCUUACGAAAACAAAUAACGUUCUUAUAACCUUUUGACCGCCACUGACAAAAACUAAUUUCGUUCCGUAUGCCACACCAAGCCUAUAUGACAUGUAUGAAUGUCCACCUUCAUCCAUAAAUUCUCCUAAGUCAUAGAAGAACAUAACUGUGCAUAAAAUGCAACUAUGAAUCCAUACUCUGGAAUAUACAAAUAACACAAUUAAAAUCUUAAUAUAUAUUUAUUAAUUUCAUUGAUUGACGCUUUAAGGUGUCAUGCGCUUAACAGCCAAGUUUAUGUAAGAAGCUUUAAGGCGUCCACGGCGGUCAAAGGGAUAAUAAUCGUGUCGACGUUACUUUUAUUUUAGGACUUUGAAUAGUAUGUUGCCACCUUGAUUGCACUAUCUGUGGCCACAUAAAGAUGAUCCCUCGUGCAGGAAAGCUGCCAGGACAAAACACGUUAAAAAUGAUUUAUAACGAAACACGAUAGUUAUAUUUUACCUCCAAUAAGUUGACAUAUCUUCAACAGUCAUGAAUGACUCUUCUAGGAUUUUUAUGUGUAAUUCGGAAUGAGCUUACCAUAGUGGUUGUAUAACUCUGUAACGAAACUUUCUUUGUUGUUAAGAUGAAGUAUUUGUCCAUUCCUAUUAGACCCAAUAAUAUAUGUAUAAUAAAUGUACGAUUAUACUGUAGGAUGAUACUAUAUAUAGACUUAUGAAUAAUAAAAAACUUAAUGACUCUUUCUAUAAUUCUCAUGAUCAAUGCGAGCGAAAAAAGA
This is a messenger RNA of Hyposmocoma kahamanoa, 1897 nucleotides long. RefSeq lists its product as uncharacterized. The record is from RefSeq and is a predicted model, not a curated record. The coding region runs from base 226 to 945 and encodes 239 amino acids. The transcript has 4 exons. Lineage: Eukaryota; Metazoa; Arthropoda; Insecta; Lepidoptera; Cosmopterigidae.